UGACGGAUAAGCAGAUCUAUUCCAAAGUAGGGUUUAGAUGAUAAAUGAGGCCACCAUUUUCAUUCCAUGAAUGCCACUUUACCUACUAAUCUAUUCGCUCUCACAGAAAUCCCCUUCACACUUUCUUUCCUUCUCUUCCUACCUUUGACUUUGACCCCACGAUGAAUCCCGGGCGUCCCUCCGCGGAUACAUGAUUUCUUUUCUUCCACGCGCCACCCAACUUCAACAAGCAGCAAUAACACAGUCAAAACUAAAUAGUAAAUAAAUAGACGUCCUAAUUGUUACUCUCCAAAGUCCAAACAAAACAAAAAAAUUACCGCGGUAGGUACUUUAUAUUUUUAACCUUUAACCCCUCUCCACGCGGCCGUAUCGGAGAGUCGACAUGCGUUGCCUCACUCCCCGAAUUACCCGAAAGCAGAAACGAAAUCUUGAAAGAAAUUUUAAAAAAGAAAAAGAAAUGAAGGGAACGGGAAGCCAUAAAACGAGAGAAUGAUGAAGGCAGGGUGGGUGAAAAUAUUUUGUGAGAGAAGCCUGGUUGUGGUUGGGGUUGGAUCCAAAAAAGCUAGUUUUCUUUUCAACUUUCUUGCUUGCCAAACAACGUUGGCGACCUCUCUGUUCUCUGUCUCCUCCUCCCUCCUUUUCCCACUUCCUUAAAACGCUCUUCCACUCCCCGAGAAAACGAUAGAAAGUGAAGCAACCCAAAAUAAAAAUAAGAAGAAGAAGAAAGAAACAGCUAGCGUCUAGCAGUGUGUGUGAUUGCUGUCUGAGCUUCAGAGCUUACACACAUUUCCUAUUGCAAGGACAAUGGGUUGUCGUUGUUCCAAGCUUUCUCUCUGCUGGUGGCCUUCUUCCUCCCGUCUCAAACCCAACCACCACGCCUUAUCCGAUCUCGAGAAUGGGGAGGCGGUGCCGGGUUUUAGAGAGUACAGCCUGGAGCAGCUGCGAGCGGCGACGUCCGGGUUCAGUCCGGACAACAUAGUGUCGGAGCACGGCGAGAAAGCUCCCAAUGUGGUUUACAAGGGGAAGCUCAGGGGAGAAGACCGAUGGAUCGCGGUCAAACGCUUCAACAAGUCCGCUUGGCCUGAUUCUCGCCAAUUCCUCGAGGAGGCCAAGGCCGUGGGGCAGUUGAGGAGCGAGAGACUGACCAACUUGUUGGGUUGUUGCUGUGCCGGGGAUGAUAGGUUGCUGGUCGCCGAGUUCAUGCCUCAUGAGACCCUCUCCAAGCAUCUUUUCCACUGGGAGAACCAGCAUAUGAAAUGGCCAAUGAGGCUGAGAGUGGCCCUCUAUCUAGCUCAGGCUCUAGAAUACUGCAGUGCCAAGGGGCGAGCUCUGUAUCACGACCUCAAUGCUUACAGAGUUUUGUUUGACCAGGAUGGUAAUCCAAGGCUUUCCUGCUUUGGUCUAAUGAAGAACAGCAGGGAUGGCAAGAGUUACAGUACAAACUUGGCCUUCACUCCUCCUGAGUAUUUGAGGACUGGAAGAGUAACACCAGAGAGUGUAGUUUACAGCUUCGGAACCCUGUUACUUGAUCUUCUUAGUGGGAAGCAUAUACCCCCAAGCCAUGCACUUGAUCUUAUACGAGGGAAGAAUCAUAUGAUGCUGAUGGACUCUUGCUUGGAAGGUGAUUUUUCUAACGAUGAUGGUACUGAAUUAGUGCGAUUAGCCACACGUUGCUUACAGUUUGAAGCUCGUGAGAGACCGACUGCAAAGUCCCUUGUGGCUGCACUGGCCCCUCUUCAGAAGCAAACAGAGGUUCCGUCCUAUACUCUAAUGGGCAUUCCACAUGGAACUGAAGCCGCCCAGGAACCGAUAUCAUUGUCGCCUUUAGGUGAAGCUUGCUCAAGGCUGGAUCUUACUGCAAUACACGAGAUACUUGAAAAGGUUGGAUACAAAGAUGAUGAGGGCAUUGCAAAUGAGCUUUCCUUCCUGAUGUGGACAGAUCAGAUACAGGAGACACUGAACUGUAAGAAGCGUGGGGAUGCUGCAUUCCGAGCCAAGGACUUCUCAACAGCUAUGGACUGUUAUACACAAUUCAUUGAUGGCGGGACGAUGGUGUCCCCUACGGUAUACGCGAGGAGGUGCCUGUGCUAUUUGGUGGGGGAGAUGCAGCAAGAGGCACUUGGAGACGCAAUGCAAGCUCAGUCUGUAUCUCCAGAGUGGUCCACUGCUUUCUAUCUCCAAGCUGCUGCUCUCUUCAGCCUUGGAAUGGACAGCGAUGCACAAGAGACUUUGAAAGAUGGCGCAUCUUUGGAAGCUAAAACGCAUAGUAGGAAAUGAAAAAGAAACCAAGGGGAGAAAACAUUAGGAAGAGGAUAAAGAAAGAAAAGUGUAUAGCCUUUUUGCUUUUUGCUCUGUUUCGUUUCAGAUGCUGGCCUUUUGAUGUCAAAAGGUUUCUUUCUUUGGCAUUGAAGAAUUUGAGGCACCACAGUUGAACAUCUUUUUAUUUAUUAAUGGCUCAAGUUGCAAUCUGGUGGAUUAGAUGUGUUGUCGUUCAAAAGGCGACCAAUGACGGUGAUUCUUCUCCUUUCAAUGUGCUGGCUGUGUCAUAAAAUACUAAUGGUGUACGGCUUUUCUUGAUAUUGAAGUUAGGGCUGGAAAUUGUUUCGAGUCUUGUGUUAAUUAAAGUUAAAGCACCCUAUAAAGGAUACAAUAUUAG
Linum trigynum is the source of this 2656-nucleotide messenger RNA. NCBI's taxonomy places the organism in Eukaryota, Viridiplantae, Streptophyta, Magnoliopsida, Malpighiales, Linaceae. The record is from the annotation of a GenBank genome assembly.